AUGGUCGCGGCGCAGGUCUCGGCGCAGCCAAACAAGGCGGGGGGCACGUCGGCCGUGGACGCGCAGAUGAGCGUGCUCGAGAUUGGAGACGAGUGCGUGCUUCUCGACGAUGUCACUUGCGCCAUCUGCCUCUCCAUCCUGCACGAGCCCGCGUCGUUGCAGUGCGGCCACACGUUCUGCUCGCGCUGCGUCCAGACGGCGCUUCGGCGGACCGCCGCGUGCCCAGUCUGUCGCCAGCCCGCCUCUCAAGUGCUAGCGAUCAACCACUUGCUAUCCCGGCUGCUCACCCAGACCUUUCCGGAGGAAACCAAGGCCGCCGCCGUAUAG
Molecule: messenger RNA, 327 nt
Organism: Emiliania huxleyi CCMP1516
Lineage: Eukaryota; Haptophyta; Isochrysidales; Noelaerhabdaceae
Exons: 1
Coding region: 1-327 (108 amino acids)
Source: RefSeq, a predicted model, not a curated record